GGACAAAUAAAUAGGGAUAGACAUAGUAUUAAUUAAAGUUAAAUUUAGUUACAGUUUUCAUCUAAAACAUUUUUCAAAUCAUUAGAUUUGAUAAAGACAAGAGAUAAUAAAGCAUUAUUACCUCAUUAUUUAUUAUUUCUAAACGAGCGAGUCAAGUCAAUAAUGAAUAAUUAUGGUAAAAACACAUAGAAUGACCAUAGUUUAAAAAGGGUAAACUAACAAAGACAUUACCCUACCCCAAAAAUAAAGAGGGUAAAAUGCUUAAAUGCAAUAUUUAUACAUAUUUUAAAAUGGCAAAUAAUAAUCCAUUAGUAUUAAAUAGAGUUAGACUUAGUAUGGUCAAAGUGAGCAAUUAUUUUCCAUUUGAACAAAUGGUCACACUCCACCGGCACUAACCGGUCAGCCUCGAUCUCCUAUCCUAGGUGUAAAAUAUAGUAAAAUCCCAAUUCCACCCCCAUAUAUGGGACCAAAAAUUUCCUCCCAAAAUAAAUAAAAAAAACAAAAUAGGUGUCUUCACACUUGAAACCCAAAGCACAAAAGCCUAUACAAAAAAGUCUAUAAACUUUCUCUCACUACCUUUUGUUCUAGUGUAACAACACAAGUAGCUCCAGUUUUGUGCAAAAAUGAAGAAGAAUCUCUUCUUCUGAUCGAGUCCUUUUGUUAGUCGCCUAACGAAAAGAAGAAGCUUAAAUCAAUAGAAACAACGAUGAGUGCUUUUUUUCCUGAUGAGAGCAGUAGUUUUUUCUUUGAUUUUCCUUUAUAUGAAACCGAAAAUGUUUCUUCUUCUCCAAUGAGGUUGAUUGAAUCCAUGUUUACUUCUCCUGAUGAUCCAAUUACUGAUUCUUCUUCUUUAUUCGAUUUGCUUCAGCCUCCACCAUUUCCUCCUCCACCUCCUCCACCUCCACCACCACCACCACCACCACCAGCCGAUGUACCUUUGUUGAAUCCUUCUCCGAUUGCUAAUACUUCUGCUAAUUCCUCUGAAUUAUCUUCAUCGUCAACUGAUGUUGCAGCUAAUGAUGAUUUUCUACAGAUGAUUGAAAUGGUAGAGGAACAACUUGAGAAUGAUGAGGACAAGAUCGAGGAUAACAUACAGUUAAUUCCGAAAAAGAAGAAGGCAAGAAAGGAAAGAGCUCCCAGAUUUGCUUUCAUGACUAAAACUGAAAUUGAUCAUUUGGAUGAUGGUUUUAGAUGGAGAAAGUAUGGACAAAAAGCUGUGAAAAACAGUCCAUUUCCCAGGAGUUACUUUCGUUGCACUAUUGCAACGUGUGGUGUGAAGAAGAGAGUGGAGAGGUCUUCUGCAGAUCCAUCAACUGUUAUUACAACUUAUGAAGGUGUUCACACACAUCCAUGCCCCAUUACGCCACGUAGCAGCAUUGGCUUUUAUCGAGACACCAUUGACUAUAGUGGUGGUGGCUCCAUUGGUGUUGGUGUUGGUGUUGGUCUUGGUGGUGUUGCUAGUAGUUCGUCUUUGUUUUUACCAGAAUUCAAUUAUCAAGCUCAACAACAACAACCAUCGACCUACUUUCAGGCACCAGCAUUACCACCUAUAAACAGUUUUACUACUAAUUCAGCCCAAGGAGGAAUGUUAUUGCCAUCAACUUCAUCGUCUUUUGGUAGAGAUGAUGGACUUCUGCAGGAUAUGGUGAUAUCCCAAAUGAUGCCAAAACCAAAUCAGUAGGACAGAAUGCAUGAGAUCAUUAUCAAUUGGUAUGUUUAGUUUAUUUAACUGAUAAUGAAUCUUAAUUUAGAUAACAAUAGAAUCCUGCACAAACAAGUAUUACAAACUUUUUAUUUCCCCUAAUUAGUUAAUGUUGUACAAUGACUAUAAUUAGCUUGUCACUAUUAACUUCAAUUUUGGUUUAAUGGGGUAAUUAGCUAGCUAACUAGCUUUUGCAUGUAUAAUAUAUAAUAGCAGGAUGCUUUCAGUACUUGUUAAUUACUAAUAUUUCGUAGUUUUGAAGAUU
This is a messenger RNA of Solanum lycopersicum (tomato), 1967 nucleotides long. Its product is annotated as probable WRKY transcription factor 48. Gene Ontology annotation, biological process: regulation of DNA-templated transcription. The record is from RefSeq and is a predicted model, not a curated record. Gene Ontology annotation, molecular function: sequence-specific DNA binding; DNA-binding transcription factor activity. Lineage: Eukaryota; Viridiplantae; Streptophyta; Magnoliopsida; Solanales; Solanaceae.